ACAGAGCUGAGAACUCAGUAAAGGGAGGAAUAAGGGGAGUUAAUCAGGGGGAAGACACUGAGGAAGUCAGGCUGAGGCACUUACAAAGAGCAGAGUAGGCUCUGGAGGAGACUUGAGAUAGACCCUAAAAGAAGCAGUGAGAUCCUUAGAAGCAAAAUGCUACAGCCUCUGGCUAAGGGAGGCUGUAGGGAAUCCAUUGGGGAAAGAAGUAAGAUUAAAAAAAGCUCUGCCCAGGAGAAGGAGCCAGGAAGCAGAAGACUUCAGGAGACCCCGAGCAGCGCAGAGGAGCUAUUAGUCUGGGCAUUUGAUUUGGACUUUAAAUUGGAUGUUUUGUUGUUUAAUUUGGCUGGAGGGUUGAGCCACAGAAAACUCAGAGAGGGAAACUGGAGAACACCCUGCCUAGAACUGGCCAUUGCAGCCAAUGAAGUGGCUACCAGCAGGAAGCAGCAUGAGAGGGGGAAGUCCCUUGCAACACCCCAUCCGGGCACAAGGGAUGCUUUAGAGAGUGAAGGGGCCUUACCACCGAGGGAACUAACUUACUACACAACAAACGGACAGACAAGCUCCACUCCUCCAGUGGAAGAAUGCAGAGGAAACUCUGUCAGGGGAACCUUGCAGAUCUUGCUGCCCCAUAAGAUAGGACAAGCCAAAUAUUUUGGAAGCCAAGUCUGGGAGUUACUACUGCAUAUUUUUCCCCCUAGGCCAACAGAAGCUGAGCAUUCCACAGAUUCAGAGGUGCUACUCACAGUCUUAGAAGAGGCCAAGAACUGAAGGCCUGACUCACCAACUAUUGAAGUCAAUAGAAGUCUUUCUCUUCUCUUCAGUGGGCUUUAGAUCAGGCUACAAAAUGGCUGGGAUAACAAGCCACCUUCUGACCUCCUGGCUGGUCAGGCAAUAUGAUGAAGCUUGCAUCACCACUGCCAGUGUUGUCCCACCCUGGAAAUAAAGAGAGGAGGAGAUUCAUCUUCUGGGCAGCCACUCUGGAACUUCUCACCAGCCCACUAAGAAUCCAAGUUACUAAGAAUUUGUAGCUGGUGUAAAAUUUAAGGAAAGAGAUUGAUACAAAUUUCUUAGCACCUUAAUCAAGUCACCUGUUGCCUACAGUCAUUCUACAAUUGUACAAACAUAUGUAAUCAAACAGUUAUAAAAUAUAAAACUACCUUCUUCUCUUAAGUAGCUUGGAGGACACUUCCCCAGAGAGGACCAAUCUCUUAUUUGACAUACAUUGUCAAGGUGAUGUUCUUAUCUUUUGGAACCCUUGAAUCUGUGAUGGGAAAUCACGCUGGGGAGCUACGACAACAAUAAUGUAUUAGAUUACAAUUUAUUAGUAAAUUUGGAGUUGGUAUAUUCCUAUUCUUCUGGCAUUUAAAUCAUAUCUGUGAUGCUGUACAUAUAGGAUUAACAGCAGGAAGAAUGAUGGCAAUAAUCUUUUAUUUGGUCUAAUUCCUUGUUAGGGCUGGUCUCAGAAAUAAAGUCUAGAUCACAUAGUUGAUAGAUUUGCCUUCAUAACUGCUACAAUUGAAAUGUUGGCACUUUACUAAUAUAUUUUUCUUGUAAAUCUCACACAAAUUGACUCCAUUAAAGUAUCAGAAAAGUGUCUUAAGCAUUUUCAGUAACAUAGAAAACUUGCAAGAGACCUUUUAUAAACAAGGAAAGAAAUUAGCCAUAAGUUUUAAACCUGGGACCUGUGUGGGAUCAUUUUUUUCCUGACAUUGCUUCUAAAGUUGUUCAUUUAUCACAAACGAGGUAUAACCAAGAUCCAUUUUAAAAGGGGGAAAAAAGGCUAUAUGUACAUACAUAAAUAAUUUCACAUGCCAAAAAAACGCCAGGGAAAUUAUUACUUCCAGUGCUAGGGUUGAAACAGUGCCAACUCCAAAGUUUUGUAAAUUGGGGCCUAAGUGUGAAAUCCUUCCAGCUGUUAAAAGUAUCCCAUAUCUAAUUAUAUUCACAGUUUUUCAGAAUACUCCUUCAGUUUGGAGAAUCCUGAAAGUACAUACUGUAUGGCUGGAAACUAGGACCACAUGCAUUAUCUGAAAGCUUACAAAACAUAAAGAAAGCAAAUAGACAAAAUAGACAAGCCACAUAUUUGUAUGAUUUUGUAAAUGUUUUCUUUUGUGGCUUUCUUUGUUUUCACAACAUUUUUUUAUAAACCUGAUUUACUGUAAUGUACCCACCCCAUCAUUCCAGAGGCCAUGAACAAGUAUAUGUAAGGAAGUGUCCAUUACAUUUUUCUUAAGGAUCUGUUACUACAGGAGGCUGAAACAACAGCUGCAACUAUAACGAUGUACCCCUAAAAGGGGGGAAUUCUC
Molecule: messenger RNA, 2309 nt
Organism: Mauremys reevesii (Reeves's turtle)
Lineage: Eukaryota; Metazoa; Chordata; Testudines; Geoemydidae
Exons: 5
Coding region: 157-771 (204 amino acids)
Source: RefSeq, a predicted model, not a curated record